AAUAUUUUUAGGUUCUCAAUGUAGAUAUAUUUAAAUCUGCUAGUUAACUUGUUUAUUUAUAUUUAGGUUCUCCGGUAGAUUUAGUUCUGCCAUGGUUUCUUGGAGCGAGGGAUCGAGCUCUUUUUGGGAUGACGAUAGUGUGACUAGCCAGCUUCCUAGGACUAUCCCAUGCUACGAGUGGAGUGGCAUUGCUCAUGAAUUAUAUUCUCGCUGUAUGCAUCUAGAGCCUUGCCUCAGGCAAGUUGCAUUUCAAUCUACUAACACUGGACGACAUUUUCUUGCUUGUGCAAAGGAGAAGGCAGAACAAAAGUGUUGCUAUCUGGAAUGGAUAGACCCUGAGUUGUCAGUUGCUAUGCAGUUUUGCAUAGGUCAACUGUGGAGCAUGCAUGACAAAGAAAACGAGGACAGAAUCAGAGAUAAUCUGAAGCUGGGUGAAGAAAAAUUCAAAUUAGUUGGAGAAAGGAGGAGGAUGGAGGAAGAGCUUCGUUUUUUCAAACUUGAUUUUGCAAAAAUGGUCCCUGACAAGGAGGAGGCUAUUAGUCAGGUUAUCAGUGCUAGGUUGGCUAUCAGUGAUCUGAAAGAGGAGCUUGAGAAGAAGAAGUUGGCAGAUCAUUCUUCCACCAAUCUACAUCAGGUACUCAGGGCGAAGGCAGAGAAGGAGAGGGACCAACUUGUGCUAGAGAGAGACCAAAUGAAGGAAGAGAAGAAGAAGUUGGAGAACAUCAUUUCUGAUAUGAUGAAACAGAACCAUGGCUAUAAGGACAAGGUGAAGAAGUCGAAGGAGAACUGUGAUGAAUUUGAAGUAUGUAAUGGUUGAAUUUGUAUUGAACUAUCCAGUAGUUGAACUAUCCAGUACUAGAAUUUGUAUUGAAUUAUCCAUCAGAACUAUCCAGUAGUAGAACUAUUCAGUAGUUGAACUAUCCAGUACUAGAAUUUGUAUUGAAUUAUGCAGCAGAAUUAUCCCGUAGUAUCAGUAAUU
Molecule: messenger RNA, 979 nt
Organism: Hordeum vulgare subsp. vulgare (domesticated barley)
Lineage: Eukaryota; Viridiplantae; Streptophyta; Magnoliopsida; Poales; Poaceae
Exons: 3
Coding region: 92-817 (241 amino acids)
Molecular function (GO): zinc ion binding
Source: RefSeq, a predicted model, not a curated record